AUGGCUGACAGUGAGGAGGAUAUGGCUGGCAGUGGGGAGGUUAUGGCUGGCAGUGAGGAGGAUAUGGCUGGCAGUGGAGAGGUUAUGGCUGCCAGUGGGGAGGUCAUGGCUGGCAGUGGGGAGGUUAUGGCUGGCAGUGGGGAGGAUAUGGCUGGCAGUGGGGAGGUUAUGGCUGGCAGUGGGGAGGAUAUGGCUGGCAGUGGGGAGGUUAUGGCUGGCAGUGGGGAGGAUAUGGCUGGCUACGAGGAGGAUAUGGCUGACUACGGGGAUGAUAUGGCUGGCAGUGGGGAGGAUAUGGCUGGCUACGGGGAGGUUAUGGCUGGCAGUGGGGAGGAUAUGGCUGGCAGUGGGGAGGAUAUGGCUGGCUACGGAAAGGAUAUGGCUGGCAGUGGGGAGGAUAUGGCUGGCAGUGGGGAGGAUAUGGCUGGCAGUGGAGAGGUUAUGGCUGGCAGUGGGGAGGUUAUGGCUGGCAGUGGGGAGGAUAUGGAUGGCAGUGGGGAGGAUAUGGAUGGCUACGGGGAUGAUAUGGCUGGCUACGGGGAUGAUAUGGCUGGCAGUGGGGAGGAUAUGGCUGGCAGUGGGGAGGAUAUGGCUGGCAGUGGGGAGGUUAUGGCUGGCAGUGGGGAGGAUAUGGCUGGCAGUGGGGAGGUUAUGGCUGGCAGUGGGGAGGAUAUGGCUGGCUACGAGGAGGAUAUGGCUGACUACGGGGAUGAUAUGGCUGGCAGUGGGGAGGAUAUGGCUGGCUACGGGGAGGUUAUGGCUGGCAGUGGGGAGGAUAUGGCUGGCAGUGGGGAGGAUAUGGCUGGCUACGGGGAGGAUAUGGCUGGCAGUGGGGAGGAUAUGGCUGGCUACGGGGAGGAUAUGGCUGGCAGUGGGGAGGAUAUGGCUGGCUACGGGGAGGAUAUGGCUGGCAGUGGGGAGGAUAUGGCUGGCAGUGGGGAGGAUAUGGCUGGCUACGGGGAGGAUAUGGCUGGCUAUUGGAAGGAUAUGGCUGGCUAUGGGGAAGGAUAUGGCUGGCUAUGGGGAAGGAUAUGGCUGGCUACGGGGAAGAAAUGGCUGGCUAUAGGAAGGAUAUAUCUGACUGAUUGCCCUAGAAGCCCAGAGCAUUAUGAAACACCGUGA
Molecule: messenger RNA, 1122 nt
Organism: Xenopus tropicalis (tropical clawed frog)
Lineage: Eukaryota; Metazoa; Chordata; Amphibia; Anura; Pipidae
Product: fibroin heavy chain-like
Exons: 1
Coding region: 1-1122 (373 amino acids)
Source: RefSeq, a predicted model, not a curated record